This is a messenger RNA of Amaranthus tricolor (Joseph's coat), 1212 nucleotides long. RefSeq lists its product as uncharacterized. The transcript has a single exon. Bases 1 to 1212 code for a protein of 403 amino acids. Lineage: Eukaryota; Viridiplantae; Streptophyta; Magnoliopsida; Caryophyllales; Amaranthaceae. The record is from RefSeq and is a predicted model, not a curated record. Gene Ontology annotation, molecular function: catalytic activity.
AUGAAUUGUCUUUCAUGGAAUAUCAGAGGGAUUGGGAAGGGGGAAAAAUCUCUAUCCAUCAGAGGUCUGGUGAAAAAAGAAAAAAUUUCAUUUAUGGGAUUGAUAGAAACAAAGCACCGGAAUCCGUUCCAAAACAGAAUUAGAAGACUCUGGGGUAACGAUGAAUAUGAUUUCUGUGAAAUUAUGGCCUCUGACACACAUGCAGGGGGAAUCAUUGCAAUAUGGGAUACACAAUCUUUUCAGGCAUCUACAAAACAUAUCGGGAGCAGAUGGAUUAUAAUUGAAGGGCACAUUAUUAACCAUAACUUUGAAUGCUGCAUUGGGGUAGUAUAUGGAAAUAAUGAUAGGGUGAAUAGAAGAGCUAUGUUUGUUGAACUCAAAGAGAAGAUGGGGAAUAUCAACAAACCUUUCUUGAUGCUCGGAGAUUUCAAUGUCACAUUACACUCAGGGGAAAGAACUGGAACUGUCAUAUGUAACCGCAGCAUGAGGGAUUUCUCAAAAUGGAUAAAUGAUUUAAGUUUGAUUGAUAUCCCACUACAGGGCGUGAAAUUUACCUGGAGAAGAAAUGAAUCAAAAAGCAAGCUAGACAGAGCCCUAUGCAGCCACGAAUGGUUCACAAAAUUCCCAAACAUGAAUCUAUUGGGGCUAAGCAGCAGCUUUUCAGAUCAUAACCCAAUUCUUCUUCAAUUGGUACAGUGCAUUAACUGGGGACCAAAACCAUUCAGAUGCUAUGAUGCCUGGUUCUAUCACCCAGAGUUUAAAAGCUACAUCACCAAUGAGUGGCGCAAUGCUCCGAAUGUCUCACUACAUAUAAAAAUGAAAAUUCUCAAAUCCCCAAUUAGAACAUGGCGAAAAGGAAACUUUGAUCUCAUGGAAAAUAAAAUUGCAGACCUUGAAGUGGUGAUAUUAGAGCUGGAAAAAAAGGGGGAACAAUCCCAACUAGAUAACAUGGAAGUGGCGAGACUCAACGCUGCACAAAAUACUCUCCAGCAAUGGCUUAUCAGAAGAGAAAGAGUUUGGAGGCAAAGAGCUCGAUCCUAUGGGUUCAAUGGAAAAGACCACAAUACAAAAUUUUUCCAUGCAGCAGCAAAUUUCAAGAGAAAGCAAAAAGAAUUCAUCCAAAUUAAAAUCAAUGAUAGAAUCAUUGUUGGGAAGGAAAAUCUCAAGGAAGAAGUUCGAGGUUUCUUCGUCAAUAGAUUCAAACAGGCGUAA